AGCUGCUGAACAUGGUUGGAUCAUAGAUUGUACGCCCACAACGGCGACCUCUACUGUAACUAGCAACCUUUUGUAAGCUCGUUACAAACGUUUGUUACUUGUUUUGUAUGUGCAGUAUGUAUAAACUUUCAGGCAGUGCACUUCCCGCGCGCGUCUCAUCUUGCCCUAAGCACAUGCAGGACUCCGAAAGUGCUCCAGGCCUCCUACUCCUCACCGUCAUUUACUGCUCUAAUAUCUUCACGAACUCUCACGACGAAUACCACGAUUACUGCUCUAUGUGCACUCUUUGACUUGGACCCUAUCGAAAACUCGUAAAUAUGACCAUGAAACUACUGCAUGCGCCGAUAUUAUUAUGGCUAUUACAGGACUUUGUUGCGGCUCAGUCGCCUACUGCUUCCAGAUGGGGACAGGCUGCAUCCCUCGUGCAGGACAUACUAUACGUCCAUGGUGGUCGUACCGAUCAGUUCAAUUCCUACUCGUAUAGCGCUGCUCCGGUCACAAAUGACUUCUUCUCUCUGUCCCUCGCGUCGUCCUUCAAUACGUCUUCGCCACCCUGGCAGUACUUAAGCGGCUGCUCCGACUGUUCGUCGGACCAGGGGCCUGCUGUAGCAUGGCAUACACUGUCAACAUUCAAUACCACCCACCUACUACUCUUUGGCGGAGAUCCCGGUCCCAACUCGCCUAUCUCUCUACCCGCACAAGCAGACUCUGCUGCAUUACUUGACGUUAGUGACCGUGAAUUGCCUACAUGGGAUUUCCAAACCUCGUCCUGGGCAAAUGAACCUCUGCGCCGUAUUUACCACUCUGCUUCCUCAUCCAAUGGCAAAAUCUGGAUAGUAGGCGGGUCGAAGGCUGAUGGUUCUGAUUCAGCGUUCUCGGAACACCUCGUUUUUGACCCUCAAACACCGUCUUUUACUCAACUGUCAUCGACAAACGCUCCUCCAGAUAUUUAUGGCCACCAGUCCGUCGUUUUGCCGAACGGCUGGUUACUGGUCUUUGGCGGCUACUCUCCUUCUCAGAACUCGUUGUUACCGUUUACUAGUAUUUGGGCCCUUGACACAGCGCGUCCGGGCUUAGGGUGGACGACUUUAUCGGUCUCAAACGCCAGUCUGCCAUCUCCAAGGCGCGGAUUUGCUGCCACAAGCCUCAACAACGGAAAGGUUCUGAUACACGGAGGUGCUGACGCUGAACUUCAGUCGACCUUCAGUGACGGUUGGAUUCUUGACACAACCCAAAAACCUGUAGUGUGGACCUCUGUUGACUCGCUGUCUCAAUUGGGCCCUAGGCGAGAUCAUUUUGCAGUUGCCAGUGGACAGACAGUUAUUUUUGGUUUUGGAUAUGCACGAGAUGGUCCUGCACCGUCGACGCUUUCGGUAUUUGAUACCUCAUCAUCCACCUUCCUCUCCACCUUCAACCCUCCGAGCCCUCCUCCAUCCAUGACUACGCUUCCCGGGACAUCACCGACCACCUCCGCUCUUAAUCCUUCAGGUUCUCAACCACCCGGUUCUUCUCCCUCCGGCACCUCACCAGGGUCACAGCCAGGGUCAGCGGAGUUCCCUUACCCAACAUCGACCGGUAAUACCGGCAACAACAACGGCAACGGCUCACCCAGCGAUCCAAGUAACCCAGAUAACCCGACGGGUGCGAAAGAUGAAAAGUCCCAUGCCACCGCUAUCGCAGUAGGCACUGUCUUCGGUGUACUUGCUCUCAUGGUCGGCGCCGCUGCUACUACCUGGUAUAUGCGUCGCCGACAUUCACAAGAGAGCUUCCAUCUACUUGCAAAUUCUGGAGAUGACGAGGACAGUCCGCAUGACGGUCCAAUCCUUCCUGUCGCUGGCCUGAGUACUGUGCGCGAGAAGGGUCGGCCUAUCCCUCCCAUUGUCAGGAAUGUGAAGGACAGAUUGAGCACCCUAGUUCCGGGACAGCAUGUUCCGUCUCCACAAGACAGACGGGACAUGUUGGCCGAUGAAGAUACAAGAGUGUUCGAAGAACAAGGAUGGUGGGAUGGUGGAUUACAUCGGGAUACAAGCAGCGGACGCUCGUCGUUCAUGCGACCGACGUUCGGCGACCGUGUGCAUGACUCCUUGGUGUCUUUACGUACGGUCGGGGGUGCGGUGUUGGAUUAUGCCGCGGGGUCUAUAAAGAAGGAGGGAAGCGGCGGUUCGCGGUCGACUUGGCGGCAUGACAAGGAAGCUAGUGGUCCCUUCUCUGAUAAUUGGGGUCUGGUCAAGGGUGUUUCAUCGACACGACCCAGAGGCGGCAGACAAACGUCUUCGUACACAUACGCUGAUCCUUUCGAGGACUACGAGGUGGAAUCGCUCAAGUCCGAGGAUAUUCCCACAUACCAAGACGAACCUUUAGAUGAGCCCAACUCGGGCUUCCCGUCUUUGAGCGAUCCUCCGCCACGACCAUACCUUCACCUUGUUGUUCCUCGGGCUGAGCUUGACCUUGCCCAUCCAACACCUAUCUCUGAACGACCGUCGCUCUCUACGGUCACCGAACAAUCAACUACACCCAGCGACUCAAAUCAGUCGAUGCAGCUAAGUCAGUUCGGAGCGGUCCCGAGUACAUCUUCUAACUCACAUGAGCCUCCUCGUUCUCCCCGUCGACCGUCUUCCAUCAUCGAUGCAAACCCUUCUUCUCCCUCCAUGCCUAUGCGUCGUUCCAACAGUUGGUGGACGCGAUUUUCCAAGACUCCCCUCCUUGACAGACGGCCAAGCGACACUAGUAGACGUACUCAGCCUUUAGACUUCCGAGACCCUAAUCCUCCCCCGUCACGACUGGUACCUAUCGAAGAAGCUAACUCACCUGAGAGUCCUUCGAAACCUGGUAGCAGGAAAAGUAGUGAUGGAGUUACUGGACGUGUCCACGUGUAUUCGUCUCACCAACAUGGUCGAUCUGCGUCAUCUUUGCAGUCCAAGAAGACUGCAAACUCGGAGAUGAUCGAACGGAUGGGUCAUACCAUGGAUAUUGUUCAAAAAGGCACUAUGAGUUCGCAUGGUAGUGGCCUGAGCACGAGCAGCGUUGAAGAAGAUAGAGCUGAUGGUGCUCCUAUAACGAAACCUCUAUCCAUUGUUACUAGCAGUGGGUCGAAAGCCUCCUUGACGGCAGAGCCAGACUCGUUAUUGGUUCAAUCGCCUGAGCAGUUGCCACACAAUGCUUCAUGGCCCAAUGUCACUGUUCGGGGCAAAUCGCCAUCUCCACCGCGUCAGUCUCGGUCACCAUCAAAUCGACCAACGUUAGGCGGCAAGGUUGCAGAACGUGUACAAGCGUUUGAACGCCGGAUGUCUCAGGAGGAACCAAUUAAGUCUCCUCCACCCGCUUGGUCGACCAAACGCAUAUCGUACGGCGUCGUUCCCAAACCCUCGCUUUUCGUUGCGAACCCAGAUCGAAGUCGUAAUUCAUCGACCGAUUCGUAGACCUCACUUCCACAGUGCUUUCCUUUUUGUUGAAUUGAUUUUGGACUGACUUUGUUGCUUCAUUAUAUGUUACUGUAGUACUAGAUUCUGACGGACACCUUUUUUUCCAUUCUCCUUGUAGCCUUGAUCUUUCUUUCUUUCUUUGCGAUACCUCCUUAUCUUAUACAUUCACGACCAUUCACGACCUUUUCACGACCUCUUGUUUAUUAUUCACAUCUACACGUUACUUAGUGGACCAUAUAGUACCGCCUCUUGUUGUACUGACCCGUUAUACUUGUAUUCUGCUGAGAAGAAAUAGAUCGGACCUUCACUCAAC
Messenger RNA from Somion occarium, 3735 nucleotides. Lineage: Eukaryota; Fungi; Basidiomycota; Agaricomycetes; Polyporales; Cerrenaceae. The record is from the annotation of a GenBank genome assembly.